Sungouiella intermedia is the source of this 342-nucleotide messenger RNA. The record is from the annotation of a GenBank genome assembly. Lineage: Eukaryota; Fungi; Ascomycota; Pichiomycetes; Serinales; Metschnikowiaceae.
AUGUUCGGACCAUUCAAAUCGUCGCUCGUCGCUUACGGCGGCUACCUCUGGAAGAAGGCCCCAAGAUUGUCUCCUCCACAAAAGCAGAGAUUGAGAAACCGUAUGAAGCUUGUGGAUAGAAACAUUGAGAUUCUUUACCAAUCGUUGAAACCUAAAGACAGCAUCUCCACUGGAUACAAGAAGAUCGACUACCUCAAGUUUGAUUUCCCUAAGGAGAGUGAGAUGAUUCCCAGAGACAAAUACACCACUUUUGACAAGAAGGUGAAGGACUACCGUAAGUCCGUGCACUUGGUUCCUAAAUGGACGAAGAAGUCGUUCAGAGAGAAUCCAAAGUAUUUCUAA